Messenger RNA from Cololabis saira (Pacific saury), 3335 nucleotides. Its product is annotated as pre-B-cell leukemia transcription factor-interacting protein 1-like. Lineage: Eukaryota; Metazoa; Chordata; Actinopteri; Beloniformes; Belonidae. The record is from RefSeq and is a predicted model, not a curated record. Bases 153 to 2591 code for a protein of 812 amino acids. The transcript is spliced from 11 exons.
GAGACGCCUUGGGGUCGACGUGACGCAGUUUGGAAUUCCCACAGUUCCCAAGUUCACAAGAGGAGAGGGUCGUUCUUCCCAAAAUACGAGACGUUUUCAAGGAUAAAGCUUGAUCUGUGUCGUGCUGUGCCACGCUGAGCCUGGAGAGGGCGAUGUCUGACAGCAGCAACAGCACUGGCAGCACCGGCUCCUCCACCAACAGCUGGACCCUCCUCUCUCCUGAGGAAGCUGCCAUAGGAAAUGUGGGUCCUGUGGACGAUGGGACUGAGAGCCUGGGUGAUGCCCCGAGUCUCUCCGAGGAUGUCGCAGGAGCUUCUGCUGAUUACAAACCAGCUGAAAUUCCCAUAGAAACGAUCCUCUCUGAAGAAGGUCAUCAGAUCUGUCAAGAGACGUCCCCAGAGUCUAGUGAAGGUCCCGUCCCUUCGAGUCCUCCCCGGAUGAGCCCACUUCCCCCCCUGGACCCUCCAGACCUGGAUCUGGAGAGUCAGGCUCCAGUUAUCCAUGAUAUUGUAGCCAGCUCCCCAAGUGACAACGAGCCCCAGGGUGUCAUGUCUUUCAUCACCAACAUCGAUCUGGGGGCUCCACUCGAUAUUCCGCCUGUUGAAAUACCGCAGCUUGAGCCCGAGGGGGAAACAUCUGAGCCUCCUUUUGCUGGUGAGCUCGACGCACCUGCUGAUUCUGGGCCGAUCCCUUCAACUCAUGUGGAGGAGAGUCAUGCCUGCAAGGCUGAACCCGGGGUUCACGUCCCCGCAGAGACUCUCACAGCCACUGAUCUUCCAUCUCACACUGAAGCUGAAAUCAGCUUCAUCCCGGACAGCACAGAACCCCCGAGCACCGUUCCUGAGAGUUUAGGAGUGAUUGACCAACCAGGGGAUGAAAGUCUUACACCAGAGACUGUGGGUUCAGCUGAGAUCCAGGUGGAGGAGGUGGAGGAGGUGGAGGAGGCUGCUGGAGAAGAAAUAUCUGAGCCAGCCACUCAAGAUGAGAGAGAAGAUGAAGAAGAGCCAUCCAGCAGUUUUGAGUUGGGUGACACAAGCAGCGUUGAUGACGGCCUGAGGAGGAGAAAUGUGCCCUCCUUUGACGCACCCAGACCAAGAACUUCAGAUGAGGAAGACGAGGAGGAGGAGGUGGAAUUUAAGCUUGCUGAAAAGAAGGAGGAAAAGCCAUGGUUCUCCAUGAACACAUGUGUGGUGGCUGCUCUGGUCCUGCUCUUCUUGGGUUCCCUGUUUCUCUCAGGUUCCCUGUGUGACCUGGAUAAUGGAGACUUUGAAGGCUCUGAAGUGAGCGAUGGAGAACAAAGUCAGGAUGAGCUUAGUGGUGAUCCACAGGAUAUGAAAGCGCUAUUGGAUAAACUGACACAGGAAAACCAGCAAAUCACUCAGCUAGAGGCUCAGCUACAGACUCAAAAGGAAGAACUUGACUCUGAGAUGAAGGCGGUAGCUGAAAGCGGCGAUGAAAAGGGCACAGCAGACUUGGAAAAAGAAAAUGCAAAGCUGAAGGAGGAGCUGACGUCUCUGCCUGCGCUGAAGAAAGAGCUGGAGAGUCUCCGGGUUAGAGUGACUGAACUCAGCCAGCUCACAGCAGAACUGGAAAUAGUUCCAGCAACUUCUAGUCCAGUCUCUCAACCCGAUGAGAACGAUGCUCAGAUUUCUCACAAAGCAGCCGGACCAGAGAGGAGCGAGGAUGCAAAUCCGGAAAGAAAGCUGAAGGACGAGCUCCAGCGGCAGAAGCUUCUUCUAGAGGAGAGCAGGAAACGAUUGGAGGGGAUGAAAAAAGGUGGCGGCGAUAGAAAACAAGUACGGGACAACUUACAGAAGAUCCAGAGAGAGCUCUCUGAACACGUUGAGAAGUGGAGAAAGAAGAAGCCACAGGAGUCCAAAUGGAAAGGAAACAAAGGCAAACACGACAAGGACCACUGGAAGAAAGAAGAAAAGAGGGAAUGGAAGCACAGCAAAGAUGGAAGACCGAAGGAUAGAGAGGAGAAGGAGAGGGAGUGGAAGCCUCAGAAGCAGAACUCCCACAAAGAAGCCUGGAGGAAACACCAGGACGAGUGGGACAGGAAGAAGGGCGAGCGGAGGAUGGACAGAGAGGAAAGGAGGAAGGAGAAGCCGUGGCACGGCGGGUUGGGUAAAAACUCUCAGCAUCACCAGCCCCAGCAUCCUCCACCCCGUCAGUCCCACCAUCACCACCACCACGACGACUUCUGGAGAGACCAGGAGCAGAAGCUGCAGGGCAACGUGCGGCCCCAGCUGGGCUGCUCGUCCAUAGAGGACUGCGCCGGCCGGGAGGGGCUCUACCCGGUGGAGCUGCCCGAGUUCGAGGAACUACUGGAAGGAUACCUGAGCAAGCUCCAACGCUCCUCCACCGACAGCAAAGACAAGGUCAGGAAGCUCACCGCCGAUUUCUUCGAGGACGGCGUGUUCAUUCACGACCGGGUUCGCUUCAGCGACUUCGCCGAGGACGUGGCGGACGUUCUGGAAGACAUGGUGGACGUGUUGGAGGGCGGCAAGAUGAAAGAGGACGACUCCCUGGAGGAAGAGAUGGAGGAGUUUGAGCGAGAGGCCAUGUGGAAGUUUGCUGCCACCGCUUAAAAAAAGCAAAGCGGAAGGUGGGAGGGGCAGCAGUUUUCUGACAUUUCUACCCCACCUUCUCCUCCUGUAAUUGUAGUAGCCUUUGGUCUGGAGUUGUUGUGCCUCAAAAAUGUGUCCCCUCCAAGUCACUAAUUAUAAGCUAGAGUUGUGUUUUGCUAUUUUGGACUUAGUUGUUGUUACCUACCUCUGUCGGGUCGUGCCCCCUGCAGUGAAGUCCCUCACUAAUGUGUUGUGUGAGUUUUCCUUUGCCAUUUAAUGCUGUAUACAAUGCAUGUUAUUGUCUGUGAUAUACAUGUAAACUCAGAUCCCACAAAAAAACAGGGCUACGAGGGGAGGAGAGAGAUAUUUCUACCUAAUGCUACUGGGCACCGUGCAGUGAGGAAAAAUCGGUAUGAGUCAUACAGAAUUACAUUUUUUUUUAAAUAAACGGUAUACUUUUCCAUGUUUUCAAAAAGAAACAUUCUCCGGUCCAAGAAACUUCCUCAGAUACCAUUUGUUUCCAGGUGCUGUAAUUGUAAUUGUUGAGUCCCGAAAGAAAGAGGAGCUUGACGUCCGUCAGUUCAGAUAAAAUCAGCUCAGACCAGUUGUUUUUUUUUCCACUUAGUAAAUUUGAAGAGACGCACACAGAUUACUUCUGGAGAGCCCUCAGCGACAUUUCAUCCUCCGUCUCACUCUCGUCAGUUGAGAACAGAUGUGAGGAAUUAGUUUGUGCUAUUGACGGGGGAAAAAAGAAAGAAAGAAAGA